Colletotrichum scovillei is the source of this 1850-nucleotide messenger RNA. RefSeq names its product CFEM domain-containing protein. NCBI's taxonomy places the organism in Eukaryota, Fungi, Ascomycota, Sordariomycetes, Glomerellales, Glomerellaceae. The record is from RefSeq and is a predicted model, not a curated record. The transcript is spliced from 8 exons. Bases 329 to 1570 code for a protein of 413 amino acids.
GAACGAUGGUGGCCGGAAUCAAGCGAGACUGUCAGCCUGGGAGAGGAGGCUCUUUGAACAGCCACGCCGCCGAGAUGAACCCUCUUGCAGCCAUGUCUCGUGGGCAUUCUUGUCUGGAAUGCGUGGUUCUCGUUGCUAGAGUGCAACGGGUAGAUGGUUUUAAUGGAAGACCCCCUCUCGAACCUGUCUGUUGGUGCUACUCUUUCCUUGAAAGUGUUUUUUCAGGUGUCACAAAAACCGUCAGGGACGCGCCAUAUUUGAUUUCUUGGCGUCCACCAGAGAUCAACUUCGAAAUUGCUUAUCAGAGCCGCGGCCGUUGAUUGACAUCAUGCGGACAACCUUGGUGGCUCUUCUUGUCAGGGUGACAACGAUCUUCGCCCAACAGCUAACUUUACCCGAUGUUCCGGGCCUUUCACUCGACGAUAACCCUCCAUGCGCUCUGCCUUGCCUCUUGACAGGCCUCAACCAAACGAACUGCCCCACGAAUGACCAAACAUGUCUGUGUCAGGACGACGACUUCAUCAAAUUUGUGGAAGGAUGUGUUGUUAUGAGCUGUCCGCUCAAGUACGCCAUCAUCACGCAAAACAUCACAUGGACCGCAUGCGACUUCCCUCUGCACAACGAGGUACCAGCGACGAAAGUAGUUCGGAUCGUUCUGUUUGCGAUGCUUCCAACACUCGCCAUAAUCCUUCGGCUAAUAACGAAGUUUGCUCGGUUAUCACCAUGGGGUUGGGAUGACUACACUAUUAUUGUGGCAUACAUUAUACUUGUGGCGUAUGUGUCAUUGCACGUCUUUCUCGAGGAUAACGGUGCCGGGAGAGAUCUAUGGACUCUCAGUGACACAGAAAUCACCCAUUUCUUCAAGGGCUUCUAUGCACUACAAACAUUAUAUCAUUCCUGCAUCGACAUCAUCAAGGCAUCGAUUCUCUUCAUGUACCUUCGAAUUUUUCAUCUGCCUGGUGAAAAGAUCACCAUUGCGUUGUGGGUCACGCAGGUCCUCAACCUCAUGAACGGCAUCAUCUUCAUCUUCGUUGGCCUGUUCCAGUGCAAUCCCGUGAGUCUUGCAUGGACGUUCUGGACAGGGGAUGCGACUGGAAAGUGUUUAAACAUUGUGUAUCUCGCGCUGGCACACGCAGGGAUCAACAUUGCGCUGGACGUUUGGAUGCUCAUUCUACCCCUGACACAAGUUUGGGGCAUGAAUCUGGCUCGCCGCAAGAAGUUUGCGAUCAUGUUCAUGUUCAGUCUCGGUCUGUUUCUCACAGUUGUAAGCUGCAUCCGAAUCAAGGCAAUCUUGGAUUUUAGAAAAGAUCCGCUCAACCCUACCGUGGCCAUGAUGCCGAGCGUCAUUUGGACGGACCUUGAGCUUUACGUUGGAAUUUUCACAGCUUGCAUACCGACUCUUCGUCAAUUCUUUGUUCGGUUCAUCCUUCGACAGUCAGAAAAGAAGAAGCGCUUGAGUUCGGCUGCGGCUGAGUAUAGAGGCUCAAUGCUCACGCCCAAGAAGGGCGGGUCACAGCAAAUGAGCGAGCUCGACACCAUAGAUGAGAGCAGCCACCAUAAUUCUCCAUAAAAUCAUAAUAAGAGAGUGAGAUUGUAGGACUUACCCCGUCCGUAGGUAUAAUAAUAAAGUGCAUGCUCAAUGUUGGCAUAUGUAGAUAUCAAAUAUUCAAGGUUACUACUCACAGUUGAAGAAGCUGAGCCGCCUUUUCCUGUCUGGUGGCUAUCUUAGUCCUGUGGAGUGUUCCUUCGUGGAAUCUGAUCACCUUGAUUGACCAUAACCUGAAUCUUGUCUCUUAUAUAUUGUCGCCGCAUGAGUAUUUUUCGAAGGAUAGAAAAAGUGAAAGAAAAAG